ACCAGGAUCCUUCGAAUUUGUUAGGCAAUGUCUCCAGGCACCAAGGAACUUCGAAUUCUACUUCGUCAGCAGGAAGGGUGCACAGCGGGGAGACGCAGCAGAGGGAGGGAGAUUCAUACUUCCUUUCCCUUGGGAUCGUCCGUGUCCGCAGAGUUCUUCGAUGAAGACAGAGGGCCGCUUGGGACCAGGGAUUCAUGUUUUGUUUUACACAAUCAACGGAGAAGGAUGAAGGAAUACAGUGAAGGUAUGGAGUUUGGAUCGGCCGGCGGACUGUGGAAUUCGCCGCCAGUUCAAUCG
Messenger RNA from Linum tenue, 297 nucleotides. NCBI's taxonomy places the organism in Eukaryota, Viridiplantae, Streptophyta, Magnoliopsida, Malpighiales, Linaceae. The record is from the annotation of a GenBank genome assembly.